GUAGUCUUUUAUCAUAGCUUUUUACUGGUAGCAGUCAAGUGUAUUUUUGAAAUACAGAACUUGUACGAACAUACGUGAUUACACGAUAAUAGUGAUAGCACAUACAUACAAUACGUUAACAUUUGAAAUAUUUUCCGAUUACAAUCUGACAUAACCUGGCCGACGUGCCACUGUUCGCUUUAUGGCGAAUUGAAUUGGCGAGACUUGACUCGCGCCUCAACCAUGCUAAUAACAUAUUUCUGGAAUAACUGGAGGUAUAGUAAUGCCCCAGAGGGCCAACAGCCAUUUGAAAAGGUGGUUGGGCUAAGUAAAUAUGGAUUUAUCACUGGUCUUGGAGUUGGCGCAUACGAUUCUGUAAUUUUAUCUCAGACAGCAGGCUUCUGGAAUACAGUAAAUUGCAUGUCUUACUGGGUGGUGCCUCUUACUGCCAUGUGUGCUACCUUUGCCUCCGUAGCUUAUACAACGACAAAAAUUAGGGGAAAAGAUGGCUAUUUCAAUUACAUUUUAGCCUCAUUAGCCACAGGUGGAAUCUUCUAUCGCUGGCAAAAGAAUGGUCCAUUAACUCAUAGUUGGACAAUCGCAAUAAUUGCAUGCGCCACAAUGAAGAAGUUCAGUGAUCUGACUGGUUUUGAACCCUUACCGUUACAUCCGCAAGUUCGAGAAGAAUAUACUUCUCUCCCAUUCGACAUGACCAUCAUUAAGGAUCCCAGAGGACCUAGACCCUGGGAAUAAUGACAUUUCAUAUACAGAAGAAAAAUAAUUAGUGCUGCUGAUAUAUAAAUCAAAUGGGGAUAAAUCAUAUUGUAUAAUUAAUGAUACAAAGAGAUACGAAAUGCAUAUAUUUUGCUUUCGUCAUGUAUUUAUUCGAUUCUAGUACAGGAAAUAAAAGGAUUGUAAAAA
Molecule: messenger RNA, 900 nt
Organism: Atta colombica
Lineage: Eukaryota; Metazoa; Arthropoda; Insecta; Hymenoptera; Formicidae
Exons: 3
Coding region: 223-732 (169 amino acids)
Biological process (GO): mitochondrial respiratory chain complex I assembly
Source: RefSeq, a predicted model, not a curated record